AUGGAGUUGUUCACCCUCCCACCGUCGCUCCUCGCCCUCGUGGCUUGCUUCGUCCUCGCCGAAGCGCAAUACCCACCACCAGCUUCAUACCAGAACAUCCUCAACUCGUCGCUAAACCCCAAAAUCACCGUCGCAUACAAACAGCCAGACGCGGGAACAUGCACCACGGCCUUCUCCACGCAAAAGCAGUACACCGGAUACAUUGGCCUCCCUCCAUAUACACUCGCUCCCAUACAACAAGACUAUUCCAUCAACACAUUCUUCUGGUUCGUCGAGUCCCGACAGGUGCCCGAAACAUCUCCCCUAACCAUCUGGCUGAACGGGGGCCCGGGCUCGAGUAGCAUGGUCGGCUUCUUCAAUGAGGUAGGGCCUUGCGAGGUGAUACAAACGGGUGAUGGCAGUUACGGCACCCAGUUCAGAAUGUACGGAUGGGAUCGCACCAGUAAUAUGCUCUUCAUCGACCAGCCUAACCAGGUGGGCUUUUCUUACGACACGGCUACCAAUGCUUCUUAUGACUUCUUUCACGGCGAGACUUUUGAGCCGCCGACGGGACCUAGUUCGGGACUUCCGGGGUAUAUGUAUAUGAACGGAACUUUUAGCUCGGCAAGCUCCAGUAUACCGAAUGGCAAUAAUAAUACUGCGAACACGACCGAGAUUGCGGCGGCGGCGACGUGGCAUUUCUUGCAGACUUGGCUGGCUGCUUUUCCGCAGUAUAACCCUGCUGUACGGCCGAAUGUCACGAAUCCAAAGGCGAUGUUUACGAGUACGGAACCCGUUGGUGUUAAUUUGUUCUCCGAGUCUUAUGGUGGCAAAUAUGGACCGGUCUUUGCGAGGCACUUUGAGCAGCAAAAUCAGUAUCGCAGUAAUGGUACACUUCCCAUGAACAGCACGCUCGCUAUCCAGCUGGAGACGGUGGGUAUAAUGAACGGUCUCGUGGACGAUCUGAUACAGGACGCGACAUUUCCUCAAUUCGCCUUCAAUAACACAUAUGGUAUCCAAGCGAUGGACUUGACGGACCAGCUGAACGGCCUAUCAGCAUUCUCUGGCAUUGGAGGUUGUCGCGACCAGAUCCUCGCGUGUCGGAGUGCUAUGAACUCGACGGAUCCGGAAGGAUAUGGGGAUGUGGAUGCCACCAACGCGAUGUGUGAAAGUGCUCAGAUUAAUUGCUUGAAUGUGUCUGCGGCAUACUUUGCUAAUGGGUACGAUCCUUACGAUAUUCGGCAGAAAUUGCCGAGUCCGGAUCCCCCAGCUGCGUAUCAGGAGUAUCUGAACAAUGCGAGUGUGCUGGCUGCUAUUGGUGCAAGGGUCAAUUAUACUGAGAGUUCGUCGUACGUCCAGAACGAGUUUGUGGAGACUGGCGAUACGAUCCGGGGAGGCAUGAUCGAGGACCUGGCUUAUCUUCUCCGGCAAGGCAUUCGCGUGGCGCUGGUAUACGGUGAUGCGGAUUUUCUAUGCAACUGGUACGGCGGAGAGGCAGUCAGUCUUGCCAUCGCUGCCGAGCUCGCCAAUUAUCCUGCCUCGCCCGCCGUAAGCCUCAAUGGUCCGGCCGCCGUCGCCAUACCGGCCUCAUACGCCUCCGCAUUCCCCGCUGCAGGCUACGCCGAUAUCGUGGUGAACAAUUCCUAUGUCGGAGGGGUAUCGCGACAAUUCGGCAAUUUGUCCUUUAGUCGGAUCUACGACGCUGGCCACUUCGUCCCGUACUUCCAACCCGAAACGGCUUUCACAGUCUUCACCCGCAUCAUCGAAGGCAAUGAUAUCUCGACUGGUGAAGGUAUCAACCUCUCUACCUUCGGCUCUGUCGGCCCAUCACGCUCUAACCACACCAACAAUCCCACCGCAUACUCCCCUCAACCUACCUGCUGGAUCCGAAGCUGGAAUAGUACAUGCAGUGAUUCCGACACCAAAGCCAUGCUCGCCGGUAGUGGGGUGGUCUCUUACGGCAUGUUCAUCCCUAAUUCCGGUGGCUCGGUCUCGUUGCCUACGUCGAGUGUUCCCGUUGGACAGCCGGGUCAUCCUGUUAGUAGUUCUUCGGCUGGUCAUCAGUCUGGUUCGCCCGCUAUGAGCGAUGGAUCUACUACUGGGUUGACGGGGGUGUAUACUGCUACUGGGACGCCGGCGCCGACGCAGAAGGGUGGGGCUGGUGCGGUAAGAGGUGGCGGUGAGGGGGUUUGGGUGAGGUUGGGACCGGUGGUGGUGGGGCUGAUGGGGGUGGGGGUGGGGGCGGUGGUGAUGUUGUGA
Molecule: messenger RNA, 2238 nt
Organism: Recurvomyces mirabilis
Lineage: Eukaryota; Fungi; Ascomycota; Dothideomycetes; Mycosphaerellales; Teratosphaeriaceae
Exons: 2
Coding region: 1-2238 (745 amino acids)
Biological process (GO): proteolysis
Cellular component (GO): fungal-type vacuole
Molecular function (GO): serine-type carboxypeptidase activity
Source: RefSeq, a predicted model, not a curated record